This is a messenger RNA of Nilaparvata lugens (brown planthopper), 1417 nucleotides long. RefSeq names its product transmembrane protein 41A. NCBI's taxonomy places the organism in Eukaryota, Metazoa, Arthropoda, Insecta, Hemiptera, Delphacidae. The coding region runs from base 349 to 1092 and encodes 247 amino acids. The record is from RefSeq and is a predicted model, not a curated record. The transcript is spliced from 5 exons.
UUCUAUAACUGGUCUAAGGUUUCACGUCACUCACUGAUCAAAGCUAAACACAAAAAUAUAAACAUAACCUAAAUUAAACAUAAUAAUUUAUAAGUUAAAUAAUUGCUGUUUAUAAUAGUAUUGCUUGGCAAAAAACUACAUUGUUCAUUUUAAUUCAAUUUACUUGUUGGUUGCUGAUUUGAAUGUAUGAUAUUGCAAACACUUAUUUCCAUUUAAUUAUACAUUCACUCUUUUUUUUUAUUUUAUUCUAAUAAAGUAAAGUUAGUGUACAAUAGAUAAAGGCAGUUGUAAAAAUCUCAUUUUAUCAAUUUUAGUUUCAACCUUCUGGUAAUAAUUUAAUGUGUUUCAAUGGCCAGUGUUUGGUUUGUUGUUCCUAUAAUAUUUUUUGCAACAGCUUACUUGUACGGUCUAACUACUAUGGCACCACAGCUAAGCACAAAUAAUGAUGUGUCUUUAAAAUUCCCAGGUAGUUUUGAUGAGCUUAAGCAGAUAGCCAAUUUAUUGACUUUGUAUUAUGAUGAGAAUUGGCUUUAUGUGGUCAUUUUAUUUAGCAGCGCUUAUCUCUACAAACAGUCAUUCAUGAUUCCUGGUUCUGUUUUCAUGAACGUUCUAGCUGGAGCAAUAUUUGGUGUUCUCAUAGGGUUUCCACUCUGCUGCAUUUUAACGGCGAUUGGGGCAUCGUUUUGCUUUUUACUUUCAAGGACAUUUGGAAAACCUACUCUACAGUACUAUUUUCCAAAUGAAAUUCGAUAUCUCCGUUCUGCAUUAGGGGUCGAUAAAGAUCCUAACAGUUUGAUCUACUUUUUAAUAUUUCUUCGACUGUUUCCAAUGACACCCAACUGGCUCAUCAACGUGUUGUGUCCCAUUAUUGAAGUUCCACUACAUUUGUUCUUCAUUUCUGUCUUAUUUGGUUUAAUGCCCUACAAUUACCUCUGCGUGCAGGCUGGUGGAAUGUUGGCAUCCCUGUCUUCCCUCGACCAAGUGUUCAGUUCAAGAACAUUGCUACAGUUGGCUGCCAUGGCCAGUGUGGUAUUAGCUCCCAAAUUACUGUUCAGAAAGCAAAUCCACGAAAAUAUGAAAAAGAAGACUUAGCUAAUAGUCUUCUAAUUCAUUUGGCUGUGAACGCUUUCAUAUCACAUUUAGGCCCAGUUGCACAAAAGCCUGUUGAAAUUUAAUCGUGAUUAAAUUUCACGACAACCAGAGAAUUCAUUUUGAAAAAAAACCUUCUCUGAUUAGUCCUCGUGGCAUUUAAUCAUGAUGAAUUUAAUAGACUUUUGUGCAACCGGGCCAUAAUGAAGACGUCUCUACUUCAUACCAACAACUUUUAUGUGUCAAUUAGUUGUCAACCAGUGUAAAAUAAGUUUCAAGUGCAAUUUUUUUUAGAUAAAAUAGAUAUGGUAAUGAUAAAGAAAAAAAA